UGGUGGAUAAGCUAGACAAUAUGAAGAAAAACUCCCUUGGUAAUGGGACAACUCAGUGUAUCCUCUGUGGGGAUGAGUUUGGUCUCCUAGGAGCUUCACCUAUGACCUGCUACGAUUGUUACAAGGCUGUAUGUUCCAAAUGUGGUGUAGACACAACCAACAGCAUCAAACAACCAAUCAUGCUUUGUAAACUAUGUAGCGAGACGAGAGAGUUAUGGAAGCGAUCGGGAGCUUGGUUCUUCAAGGCUCUACCAAAGUACACAGUCCCCGAGAAAAAAUCUGAGAUGCAUCACAAUAGGUACCCCGGUAGCUUCAGGAGAACCGAGGCCAAGCCCAUCAGGAGAAGGCGAGCUGACAGCGAGAGCUCAGACGCUUCUAGCUCUGAUGAUGACGUCAGUCUGGGUCGUAAGAGGAGAGCCAAGAGAGACGGAGACCAAGACGACACAAGCAUAUCCAGUAGUGGGCUGAGCAGCGCAAACCUCCUGGGCGGCGGAUCCAAGAACGAUUACCCUGGGACCCUCUAUUCGUCCAAUCACAUGGCCGGUAGCAGGACGAGUGUCGGUAGCGGGGGAUGGUACGGCAGCGCAAACGACAGCAGCGUGGGGGACGCAGGGCACGAUGACUCGGACAGCGAGAGGAGCACACCGGGAGCUACUCUUGGAAAGGACAAGCUCUCCCGUACCAGCUCCACUCGUUCCACCGGUGGUGGUGGCUCCUCCGCCCCUCACCAGACCUCCUCUUCCCGUGGCGGCUCCCGGUACGAAGGCAACCCGCGACACUCCCUCGCCGACGCCGAUGACGACAUGGACCGCGCUUUUAGCCAGUACGGAGGAGGGGUGGCAAGCGGUGAUGGGGAUGAUGGUUAUACCGGUGGUGGAGGUGGUGGAGGGGGGCAGUAUGCAGGUCACUACGGGGGCUCCGGUGGUGGAGGGUAUGGUAACGGUGGUAAGGCGGGCUUGCAGGUGGCUGGUGGUGUUAUGAUGAGCGGUGGUGGUGGUGGUGGUAGCGGCAGCGAGGGGAACGGGUACGAUCCCCAGGAGUAUGUCGGCGAUGCUAUGGAUAGCUCACCGGAUGAAGGCAGUUCUCUGGGCACUCUGGAGUUCUCUGUACUCUAUGAUGGUAUUAACAAUGCACUCCAUUGCACUGUCACCAAGGCACGUGGUCUCAAAGCCAUGGACUCUAACGGCCUAUCAGAUCCUUACGUAAAGCUACAUUUGUUGCCUGGGGCAACCAAGUCUACCAAGCUCCGAACCAAGACCGUUGCCAAAACCCUGAAUCCAGACUUCAACGAAACUCUGACAUACUAUGGGGUCACUGAGGAUGACCUCUCAAGAAAGAUCCUCAGGUUAUCAGUAUUGGAUGAGGAUAGAUUUGGUCACAAUGAUUUCAUUGGAGAAUACAGACUACCGCUCAGAAAGCUAACACCAUACCAAACCAAGUCACUCAGUGUCUACCUAGAAAAACCUCUUCCAUUGGAGAAGGAUGAUGAGUUAGCUGGAGAGCGAGGCAAGCUGAUGGUUGGUCUCAAGUACGUCAGCACCAGACAAUGCUUGGUGGUCAGUAUCAUUCGAGGGGCGGGGCUAGCUGCCAUGGACUCCAACGGUUACUCGGAUCCUUACGUUAAAGUAUACCUGAAGCCAGACGCAGGGAAGAGAACCAAGCAUAAGACUGCAGUCAAGAAGAGGACCCUCAAUCCUGAAUUCAAUGAGGAAUUCUACUAUGAGGUGAAGCACCCUGAGUUGGCCAAGAAGACUCUAGAGAUCACAGUGUGGGAUAAAGACAUCGCCAAGGCAAAUGAUUAUAUUGGUGGUGUGCAACUUGGGAUCACCAGUAAGGGUGAGCGUCUACGUCACUGGUUUGAGACUCUCAAAGGAAUCGACAAGAAGUAUGAGAGAUGGCACACUCUUUCUGAUGAAAGCUUUGGAGAUGAAUAAAAAAUAUAUGUUCUUUAAUAGAGAUGCAGUCAAACCUGUCUUAGUGGCCACUUGUCUA
This is a messenger RNA of Strongylocentrotus purpuratus (purple sea urchin), 1992 nucleotides long. Its product is annotated as double C2-like domain-containing protein beta. The coding region runs from base 21 to 1934 and encodes 637 amino acids. Gene Ontology annotation, cellular component: synaptic vesicle; membrane. The record is from RefSeq and is a predicted model, not a curated record. The transcript is spliced from 14 exons. Lineage: Eukaryota; Metazoa; Echinodermata; Echinoidea; Camarodonta; Strongylocentrotidae. Gene Ontology annotation, biological process: exocytosis.